Messenger RNA from Prorocentrum cordatum, 652 nucleotides. The record is from the annotation of a GenBank genome assembly. Lineage: Eukaryota; Dinophyceae; Prorocentrales; Prorocentraceae.
GCGUGGCCCAGCGGGGACUCGCGGCCGCAAGCCCAAGCUCACGGCCGUCAAGCUCCGCGCCUUGAACAACGCGCGGGUUCGUUUGAUUCGGGCGGCCAAGGGCGAGGCCGAGGUUCACCUCAAGGACGUGAUGAAGGCCGCGCGGGUCUCCGACGUCCACAAGGGCACGGCCUCCAGGCACUUCAAGCGCCUCGGGGUCACCUGGCGCGCUCCCCGCGCGGAGCCGCUCCGCGGCUCCGAGGAGGCGGAGGAGCGCGUGGCCGUGUGUUCGGGGUGGAAGCGGCUCCCGGGCAACUAUUUCACGCACCAGGUCGAUGCCAUCAUCGACAAUAAGGUGUUCCCCAUCCCCAUGACCAAGCGGGCGAAGACGCACGCAAAGAAGAGUCGCGUUCGCGGCCACCUUCGCACCAAGGCAGAGAGGGUCCUCAAGCCUUUCACGAAGCCGAAGGGGAACCAGAACAGGGUGAACCCAGGCGCCAAGGUCCAAGGUUCACGUGGCCGCAGCCAUCGUGAACAACAAGGUCCGCGUCUGGCACUACCUGCCCACCCUGUGGUGCGCCGACGCAGCCUGCGAUUUCUACGCGGGCGUCCUCGCUCCCGCGCUUCGCCGUUGCCGGAAGGGGCGCCGCGCCUUCCGCAUCCUGGAGGAUAA